Messenger RNA from Nicotiana attenuata, 617 nucleotides. RefSeq names its product histone H4. The transcript has a single exon. Gene Ontology annotation, cellular component: nucleosome. Gene Ontology annotation, molecular function: DNA binding; protein heterodimerization activity; structural constituent of chromatin. NCBI's taxonomy places the organism in Eukaryota, Viridiplantae, Streptophyta, Magnoliopsida, Solanales, Solanaceae. The record is from RefSeq and is a predicted model, not a curated record. Bases 95 to 406 code for a protein of 103 amino acids. Gene Ontology annotation, biological process: nucleosome assembly.
UCACUUCUAAAAUCAUCGAAUACAUUUCAUUUCUGAUUUCAUUUCAAAUCCAAAACCCUAGAAGCUUCUUUUAUCUUCAAAUUUCUGUGUGAAAAUGUCUGGUCGUGGAAAGGGAGGAAAGGGAUUGGGCAAGGGAGGAGCUAAGAGGCACAGGAAGGUGCUGAGGGAUAACAUCCAGGGAAUUACGAAGCCCGCAAUUCGUCGGUUGGCUCGUAGGGGAGGUGUGAAGCGUAUAUCUGGUCUGAUCUACGAAGAGACACGUGGAGUGCUGAAGAUCUUUCUAGAGAACGUGAUUCGUGAUGCUGUUACCUACACUGAGCACGCCAGGAGAAAGACUGUUACUGCUAUGGAUGUUGUUUACGCACUCAAGAGGCAGGGCAGGACUCUCUAUGGAUUUGGUGGUUAGGUUGUUUAAUUUGUGAUUUUAGGUUAGUGUACUGGUAGUAAUUGUAGAUUUUCUGGAAAUUUCUGGUAUCUCUGUGUUGGUUUCUCAGCAGCUUUGUUCUAGUUGUCGUUCUUAAGGUCUUGAUAUUGUAAUUUCUCAUUGCAGAUUCAAGGAACAAAGUUCGUUUUCUAGAAAUUAUAAUGGUUGAAUUCUGGCUCGCUGUUGUUGUUAA